UAUGUGAGACGAGUUUCUAAUGGACCCCAAUGACGGCUAAAUUAAAGGCCUGAAACGUUUUCGAUAUCCAAGUAGGAAAACAUUAGGUGCAUUUGUUCAUCUCGGGACAAAGUGUAGGGAAAUGCCGAAAGUCAAGAGAAGUCGUAAGCCGCCUCCAGACGGCUGGGAACUAAUCGAGCCUACUUUGGAUGAGCUGGAUCAGAAAAUGAGAGAAGCUGAAACUGAACCUCAUGAGGGAAAGAGAAAAGUCGAAGCUCUUUGGCCAAUUUUCAGACUGCAUCAUCAGCGGAGUCGAUACAUCUACGACCUUUUUUUCAAAAGAAAAGCCAUCAGCAGAGAGCUGUAUGAAUAUUGCAUAAAGGAAGGCUAUGCUGACAAGAACCUGAUUGCCAAGUGGAAGAAGCAGGGCUAUGAGAACCUGUGCUGCCUGCGUUGCAUUCAAACACGAGACACCAACUUUGGGACUAACUGCAUUUGCAGAGUUCCAAAGAGCAAACUGGAAGUUGGAAGGAUCAUUGAAUGCACCCACUGUGGAUGCAGAGGAUGCUCUGGUUAGAUGUGGAACAUCAAGACUUGCCUGGCCUCCAUCGUUGCUAUCGCACGUCUCAGUCACCUGCUACAGAAACUGUUCUUUAUUUUGAUCAACAUCAUUCCCAGCAAUCAUUUUAGGGCUCUGAAGUAUACUGAGAGUGGCCUUUCUGUAUUCAUUAGUUGCUUUUCCCAUGUUCUACUGUCUAAACUCAUCUUCAAUUCCUCUGAGGAGGAAGUUGUCUUCAUGCUCUUUAAGUUGUGAUGUAUGUUUUAUUUCAUUCAGAGGGUUAGGUAGUGUUGUUGGUUUUUUUUUAACUUCUUGUAAUAAUUGGAAUAAAACAAUUCUGAUUGACUUCC
This is a messenger RNA of Syngnathoides biaculeatus (alligator pipefish), 888 nucleotides long. It is a transcript of the gene bud31, whose product is annotated as BUD31 homolog. Gene Ontology annotation, biological process: mRNA splicing, via spliceosome. Gene Ontology annotation, cellular component: spliceosomal complex; nucleus. The transcript is spliced from 4 exons. Bases 122 to 556 code for a protein of 144 amino acids. The record is from RefSeq and is a predicted model, not a curated record. NCBI's taxonomy places the organism in Eukaryota, Metazoa, Chordata, Actinopteri, Syngnathiformes, Syngnathidae.